GAGUUCGAGCCUCACAACCUCCCCUUGGUUGUGCUCGGAACCUUUGCGCUUUGGUUCGGCUGGUACGGCUUCAACCCAGGCUCCACGCUGGGGAUGCACGAUGGGGCGACGGGUGCUAUGGCGGCACAGGUUGCCAUGAACACCACCAUUGCAGCAGCGACCGGCGGCAUCACCGUCUUUAUGCUCCGCUAUGCCAUCCUCAAGAAGUACGACGUGGGCGGAUUGUGCAACGGUAUCCUUGCCGGUUUGGUCUCCAUCACUGCGCCUUGCGGCAGCGUGGAAUGCGGCAGUGCGUUCGCCAUUGGCUUCAUUGGUGCGCUUGUGUACCAGGGAUCCUCGAUGCUCCUCCAGAAGCUGAAGAUUGACGACCCUGUGGAUGCCAGCCCCGUCCAUGGCUUCUGCGGCAUUUGGGGUGUCCUUGCCGCAGGCCUCUUUGACUGGGGCAAGGGAUUCGACACCUUCCACGGAUGGUCGGGAUUCUCAUGCAUGCCCGUCAGCGAGACAGACUCAACCUGCCAGACUGGAAUUGGUGGCACCGCCAUCGGCGCGCAGUGCAUCCUUGUCCUGAUGGUGAUUGCCUGGGCCGGAUCUUUGUCCGGCCUUGCCUUCUUCGCCCUGAAGAAGACUGGCAAGCUGCGCAUUGACGAGUACACAGAGGAGACCGGCAUGGACAUGAAGCAGCACUCUCCUCCGAAGGCAUACGCAAUUGGUCGUCGAGGGCCGCCAGGGCCGUGGUUCUCUUUGGAAGUUACCGAAAGCUGGGCCCCUUGGGCUUUCGUGAAGGGCGACACCAAAAGAGUCAUUGCGGCAUUGGAACUGUUGGCUACCCUGGUUGCCGUGAAGCUCUGGGUCCCCGAGAGCGACAGUCGUCAGUUGUCGAUAGUAUCCAUGAGGGGUUUCACCGACAACAGGUCCAACGAGAGCCUUGUGAGGAAGGGCAUGACAACGAAAUUUCCCUCUACCUUAAUCCUCAUGGAGCUUACGGAGGAGCUCGCCAGUAAGAACAGCCAACUGGAAUUGAGUUGGCUGCGGAGAGAUAGCAAUCAACUGGCAGACGACCUCACGAACGAAAAGUUCGACAUGUUCGACAGUGCACUCAGGAUUCCGCUUAAAGGGGAGGAACUGGAGUGGAAAGUUUUGGACAAGCUCCUUCGUCACUCCGAUAGUUUCUACAAGGAGGUGAAGACGCGAAAGGCCUCUGCGGCAGUCAAGCUUCCGGCGAGCAAAAGGGCGAGAAGGCUGCAACCCUGGUAG
Messenger RNA from Symbiodinium pilosum, 1254 nucleotides. The record is from the annotation of a GenBank genome assembly. NCBI's taxonomy places the organism in Eukaryota, Dinophyceae, Suessiales, Symbiodiniaceae.